CCAGGCUCUCCAAUCGCGUAUAGAAAUCAUCGCUCUACCCAGGCGGCAGUGUCGAUCUCGGCUCCAGUUGGAGACUGGGGCCGUACUAUGGCGGAUAAGGCUCAGAAAAGUGUGAAGAUUGCUCCUGGAGCAGUUGUAUGUGUAGAAAGUGAAAUCAGAGGAGAUGUAACUAUCGGACCCAGGACGGUGAUCCACCCUAAAGCACGAAUUAUUGCAGAAGCUGGGCCAAUAGUGAUUGGUGAAGGUAACCUAAUAGAAGAACAGGCCCUUAUCAUAAAUGCUCACCUGGAUAAUAUCACUCCUGACACUGAAGACCUGGAACCCAAACCUAUGAUCAUUGGUACCAAUAACGUGUUUGAAGUUGGCUGUUAUUCCCAAGCCAUGAAAAUAGGAGAUAAUAAUGUCAUUGAAUCAAAAGCAUAUGUAGGCAGAAAUGUAAUAUUGACAAGUGGUUGCAUCAUUGGGGCUUGUUGUAACUUAAAUACCUUUGAAGUCAUCCCUGAGAACACGGUGAUCUACGGUGCAGACUGCCUUCGUCGGGUGCAGACUGAACGACCACAGCCUCAGACACUACAGCUGGAUUUCUUGAUGAAAAUCUUGCCAAAUUACCACCACCUAAAGAAGACUAUGAAAGGAAGCUCAACUCCAGUUAAGAACUAAGAACAGUGUAUGAUGUCAAGAUAACACUUCGUCUUUGACUGUCUUUUGAAAGGACCACAGUGUUGUGUACUUUUAGCAGUUCAUAAAAUAGUACAUGUUAACUUUAUUUUGUAAGGUUGAGUUAGAGAGGAAAGUAAUGGAUUUUCAUUGUAAUUGUCCCCUAUAAUUUAUAUAAAAUGUAUUAUUAAUAUUUUCCUAUAUCCUUGCUUCUUUUCUGAUAACUUACAGAUUAGUUUUUCUUUUGUAAUAUGUAUAUAUUGUUAGCCACAUACCUUAGUUACGUAAAAGACUACCUGUGAUAAGAAAGGGCAUAUUGUAUGUGUUUAUGUUCUAGCAUAUCCUAAACUAAAUAAAAAUGCUAAUAACAGGA
Molecule: messenger RNA, 1030 nt
Organism: Nycticebus coucang (slow loris)
Lineage: Eukaryota; Metazoa; Chordata; Mammalia; Primates; Lorisidae
Gene: DCTN6
Product: dynactin subunit 6
Exons: 7
Coding region: 88-660 (190 amino acids)
Biological process (GO): mitotic spindle organization
Cellular component (GO): dynactin complex
Molecular function (GO): dynein complex binding
Source: RefSeq, a predicted model, not a curated record